GCUCCACAGCGAUGCUGUGCGCUUCCAUCAUGACAGACCACUGGGAGCAGGUGGCGUGGGAGCGCGCGGCUGUGGUCGCGCUCGCCAACGCCUCCAACACCGCACUGCAAUGGUUCCUUGACGAUAAAGUCGCUAAGAUCGAGGAAACUGGUCACAAUAGGAAGGGAGCUGGAACCUUUUUAGUGCCGAUGAACGGCGGAAUAUGGACCAUGUGCGUGUCUCUGGAAGAGGAAGAAGUAAGAAUGCUGUCAAGAGUCGGGUUCCCCACAGAACCGCUGUGCACAAAUUACUUAGCGGAGAGCGAUGAUGAGGAGCCUCGGGCAGAUUGGCAACAUCGGAUGCAGAACCUAUCAAUAUCGUGUGCGCUCGUGUGUCUAAUCGUGCUGGGCAGCGCGGCUUUGGUCGGCGCGUUCGGGAUAUGCAAGCACCAGAUCAGCGCCGUCCUCAUUACAGGAGUCAUGUACCUCUUGGCUGGUCUCUUCGCAAUGUUCACCUUGAUGAUCAUCCACUUCAAGAGAAUCCAGCGGGUGUCCACCCGAGGCAGUUCCCACGGUGACCACACAGGGGACGGAGUGAUAGGCCCUCAGGCUCCUGCCCUCUCCCUCUUGUCAGCUAGGGAGUUCUCUACCGCCUGGUCACUAGAUCUAGGCUGGGGAGGCGUCGCAUUGGCCACCACGACCUCUUUAUUAUGGAUACUGCUCUCAAAAAUCAUGAGGUAUAACCCCCUGUCUGCCAUGCUGCUGUGAAUGGGUAGGGUAAGAAGGUGACAACGUCAGAAGUCUACAGAACGAGUAAUUUGGUAACAAUAGAACGGUGGUGGGCGCGAUAUUUGAAUGUGAGCACAAGUAAGGUACCUACAUACACAAGAAGUUCCGAUAACAAUCCAAAAUUGUCAUGGUCUCUAAAGAAAAAUGCAACUUUAUGUUAUGAAGAAAAAAACCCUAUCGGAUCACCAGAACGGAUUUAGGUUUAAAUUACUCGUAAGUACCUUUUGACACAAGAAACAACGAAAAGCACGUGGAUUUAACACUACAAAAGCUACGUAAAAAUAAAGAAAUACCCCGAGGAGUGAAAAUAUGGACCAGUGUGUAUGGCGUUGUCUUAAAACAGUUGGUUUUUUUUUUACUAAUAGAUAGUCAAUUAAGCGAUUUUAAAAUUGUCAAACUACAAAUGCAGUCAAUUCAAUUUUAAAAGCCUCGGAAAGAUCUCAUCUAACCGUUGUGUUUUUAAGAUGUUUCCAGCCAUGCUUUCAUUCUUACUGCAGAUUUUUAAUACUAAAGUCCUGAGAAAUACGAUACUAUUAUUUUUAAUGUCAAGUCCUACGCUUUAAACAAAUAACUUGUUAUAGUAAUAACUAUGGUCUAGCUUUUACCUUAAUCAGUACCUAGCGCCCGUAUUCACAAACGAUGCUUGCUUAAGUGAAGCAGCAAAUCGAACGCACAGCGUUGAAUAGAGCACUAUGAUUAGUUCGUUUGUCACCCUGUGCGUCCACGCGCAC
Ostrinia furnacalis (Asian corn borer) is the source of this 1498-nucleotide messenger RNA. RefSeq lists its product as uncharacterized. The coding region runs from base 12 to 746 and encodes 244 amino acids. The record is from RefSeq and is a predicted model, not a curated record. The transcript has 6 exons. NCBI's taxonomy places the organism in Eukaryota, Metazoa, Arthropoda, Insecta, Lepidoptera, Crambidae.